Molecule: messenger RNA, 2627 nt
Organism: Diachasma alloeum
Lineage: Eukaryota; Metazoa; Arthropoda; Insecta; Hymenoptera; Braconidae
Gene: Rho1
Product: ras-like GTP-binding protein Rho1
Exons: 5
Coding region: 492-1133 (213 amino acids)
Biological process (GO): cell migration; small GTPase-mediated signal transduction
Molecular function (GO): GTP binding; GTPase activity
Source: RefSeq, a predicted model, not a curated record
UGAUGUGUCGGUGUCGUGCAUUAACAGUAAAACACCAAUGUUCAUGAAUUUGUGGUUUAAACGAGUUGCAAUAAUACGGGGGUGUGAGAAUUUCAGUCCAUUCAUUUUUUUUUCUUUUUUGACAAAAUAAAUGCGUAACGUUUUGAGGCAAAGUUGAGGAUAAGUUUGCGAGGUGUGCUGCGGGGAGUGCCGUGCUCUGCACAUAUUCCACUGGAAUAGGCUCAGAUACUUUGAGGAGGGGGAGCAUUCCCUCGGGAUACGCUCGUUGAUAAGUAGUUGUCGUUGGUUAUUCUGUCAUUUUUUUAAGUCCUCACUGAAAAAUUGAUAGAUAUUCGGAGAGUACCCCCUCCAGGCUUUCCUUCUCUCUUCCCUCACUUCAUCCCUCUGGCCACACUGUACCUCCCUUGAGUGCGAGCUUCAACGUCGACCUCUCUUUGUCGUGGUUUUUGCAUAGUUCAAUCAAAGAAUGCUGAGAAAGAAAGACUAAAAAGAUGGGAUGCAUUGUGGGCCGAGGCAUCGGUUCAGACGAUACGGGUCACCCUGGAUCAGGAUUCAUGGCGGCUAUCAGAAAGAAACUAGUAAUCGUGGGCGAUGGUGCCUGUGGUAAAACCUGCCUGCUCAUAGUAUUCAGCAAAGAUCAAUUCCCCGAAGUCUACGUUCCCACUGUGUUUGAGAAUUAUGUCGCUGACAUUGAAGUGGACAGCAAACAGGUUGAGUUGGCCCUCUGGGAUACAGCAGGACAAGAAGACUACGACAGACUGCGUCCACUAUCUUACCCGGACACCGAUGUCAUUCUCAUGUGUUUUUCGAUUGACAGUCCGGAUUCAUUAGAGAACAUUCCCGAGAAAUGGACACCCGAGGUGAAACACUUCUGUCCAAAUGUACCAAUUAUUCUCGUUGGAAACAAAAAGGAUUUGCGCAAUGACCCAGGCACCAUCAAGGAGCUUGGUAAAAUGAAGCAAGAGCCAGUUAAACCCGAGGAGGGUAGAGCCAUGGCUGAAAAAAUUAAUGCCUUCGCUUACCUCGAGUGCUCUGCCAAGAGCAAGGAGGGUGUACGGGAAGUAUUCGAAACAGCGACCAGAGCAGCACUCCAGGUAAAAAAGAAGAAAAAGGGCAGAUGUAGGUUGCUCUGAGUUUAUUAUGCGGAAUGGGCCCGACGCCGACCGGGUGAAUAAACAAACAUAAAAUCAUGGAAUUGCGGUACUAGCUAUUCAAAAAAAAAAUGAAGAGAAUAAUAAUAAUAAUAAUGAAAAUAAUCUACGGAAAGCUAGUCGUAAUGCCGGAGGCCCCCGAUGCAUAAGAAAAAAAUCAAGAAAACCUAUAACAUACUUUAUAUCUUAUCUUUAAUUACUUUACAUAAAUGAAAAAAAAAACGAUCAACAACUAGAAACAUGUAAAACGCGUCCAAUAACGGAUAUUAAAGAAUGAAAAAAGAGAAAAUAAAUCCGACAACUGAAUUUCAUACAGAUUAAGUGCACCAGCCAAUACCGUGAUCCGUGGUGAAUCGUUCCCUUCGCUUAACUAAAUAUAUAUACGUAUUUAUAUAUUCCUACCUAAAUACAUAUAUAUAUUCGGAUCCAUCGAGAGCGCGUGUAUGUUACAAUUGUAUGAGUGUUUAAAUUGCUUGUCUGUGUGAAGUAAAAAAAAAUACACAUCUGCCUGAUACUUUAAACAAAAACAAGAAAAAAAAAGCGCCUGUGUGCAUUGUAGCAAUUUUUUUGCAAAGACUAUAAUAAUUGUAUCUUUUUAAUAACGAUGGCGAUUAAACGAUGCUUCAUCCUCGAAAAUAUAGCAGUGAAAAGAUGGAUAAACCAAAAAAAUGAUGGAAUUUUUUUUUUCUAUUAAAUACCACAUGUGUUUUCCAAUUAUUUGCAAUCGAGAUGAAGAAUUCUCUAGUUAUUUUGAGAAUUUAACGUGGGACACCUCCAGUCUGGCUCUCAGUCUUUUUAUUAAUUUUCAUUUAUGUCUUAUUAUUUCUUCAUUUACGUGAAUUGUCAAUUUAUCCCUUGGGUCUGAUGAAAUGGCAUUAUUUUUCAUCGAGUACGACUCUGUGUUUUUUUACUAGAUAAAGUAUGAUUUAUCUUCCCUAAAAAUGACUAUCCAUGGAUAUUUUAAAACGUAAUACCAACAUUACAGUGAAAAAUUGAAUAAAAUUGAUGAUUUAAAAUAAAUAAAUUUUUCAACGUGAAUAGACUAUCUGGAUCGCCCUAUCGAUCUUCAAGAUACCAAGUAGGCUAAAUGUAUUAUUAUUAUUAUCAUUAUUAUUAUUAUUAUAAUUAUACUAUUGAUAUGUUAUAUUAUAUUAUUGUAAUACGAUGACACUAACAUUAAUGAAUUGUAAUAGCGGUUAUAUUCUAUUUAUGUACUCCGAUAAAACGAAGAAAAACAGCAAGAAUGCCUCCCACUUAUAUUAUGAUUAUUCUUCAAAGAACUGUGUGAGGUAAAUUUGUUCAUUAAAUUCAGAUUUUUUUUCUUUUUGGGAAUCGCACAUGAUUUUUGUAAGAGCCAGAGCGUGUCUAAGAUUGAUGAAAUUUUUCUUUCAGUUGAUGACACAGCUAGCUAAAGUAAUUGUCUACUUUCUCAUGUAAAUAGGGAAAUUUAACAAAUUGAUAUUUUUUCUUUCAUCA